This is a messenger RNA of Cuscuta epithymum, 768 nucleotides long. The record is from the annotation of a GenBank genome assembly. Lineage: Eukaryota; Viridiplantae; Streptophyta; Magnoliopsida; Solanales; Convolvulaceae.
GGAACACUACUAACCGCAUGCACUCAAGAUGCCAAUAAACAAAUUUUUCCACUUGCAUUUGCUAUUUGUAGUGUUGAAAACACUGUGAACUGGACAUGGUUUUUCGAGAUGUUGAAAAAGUCUCUUAAACAUAGGGAUGACUUAUAUGUUGUGUCCGAUCGCCACGAGGGAAUCUUAAAUGCUGUGCGUUCAGUGUUUCCACACGCGGAACAUGGUUUUUGUGUUUACCAUAUUUUAGGUAAUAUAAAAUCCAAAUUUCGUGGAUCGGCACGUUUGGUGUCUUGGAAAUUUUUACAGGCAGCUAGGGCAGGUUCAGUGUAUGAAUGCGAACGGUAUCUAUCCAUGCUUGAUUAUGAUGACCCUCGUAUACGACCAUACUUGGAAAAAAUUGGUAACGACAAGUGGUCUCGUGCAUAUGCUAGUCGCAAUAGAUACUCUGUUAUGAUGUCCAAUAAUGCGGAGUCUCUGAAUGCGAUUUUUGUCACUGCCCGUGAGUAUCCAAUUUGCAAGUUGGUAGAAUUCAUUGUAGGCACAUUGCAGAAAUGGUUUUGUGAUCGUAGAGAAGCUGCUGCAGCUAACCAUUCUAGGCUCUCUGACCAUUUUGAAUCCCAGCUGAUUUUAUCUCAAUCUAGUGCAGCCUUAAUGCAGGUUAAGCCAUCAUGCAAUUUUGAGUUUGAAGUUUUUGACAGAAAAGGAAGAUCAUAUGUUGUCAAUUUAAGAGAAGGGACUUGCACUUGUCGUGAAUUCCAACUAGAUGGCUUCAUAUGC